CUGACUGAUGUUGAGAGGAGGUGCCCAUGAUGUUCGUGCAGAAUGAAGCUAUGGAGUCAUGAUUAUGUUGAACCAGACAGAGCACAAUGGCAGUAUACAGUAUCUCAAGUACAGUUUAUCCAAAUAUGAAGACUGGAUGAGAGGCUCCGACUCAGAUCUCUUGUUAUCUCCCUCUACUACUGCAGAAGAUAAUCCAUCUUCAAUAGGCAACACUAGAACUGUACAAAGACUGGGUAACACUUUUGCAUGUUCUGAAUGUGGGAAACGAUUUAAAACUAAAUAUAUUCUUUCCGUACAUGAGAGGAUUCACAAAGAUGAAAGCUCAUUUACAUGUUCAGAAUGUGGAAAACGUUUUAGUCAGAAAUCAGAUCUUGUGAGACAUGAGAGAAGUCACACAGGAGAAAAGCCAUUUUCAUGCCCUGAAUGUGAAAAGUGCUUCAGUCGCCAAUCAAUUCUUGUUAAACAUGUGGUAACUUGCACAGGAGAGAAAACAUUUUCGUGUUCAGAAUGUGGGAAAUCUUUCAACCAGAAAUCAAAUCUUGAACAGCAUCAACGAAGUCACACAGGAGAGAAGCAAUUUUCAUGUUCAGAAUGUGGAAAAUGUUUUAACCAAAAGCUAAAACUUGUAAAACAUCAAAAAAUUCACACAGGAGAGAAGCCGCAUUCAUGUACAAUAUGUGGAAAGUGUUUUUACCAGAAAUCAGACCUUGGGAAACAUCAAAGAGUUCACACAGGGGAGAAGCCUUUUUCAUGUUCAGAAUGUGGGAAAUGUUUUAAACAGAGAUCAUAUCUUAUGAAACAUCAAAGAAUUCACACAGGAGAGAAGCCAUAUUCGUGUUCAGAUUGUGGGAAAUGUUUUAGCUAUAAUUCGGAUCUUAUGAAUCAUCAAAGAACUCACACAGGAGAGAAGCCAUAUUCAUGUUCUGAAUGUGGGAAAUGUUUUAGCCAUAAAGCAAAUCUAUUGACACAUCUAAGAAUUCAUACAGGAGAGAAGCCAUUUUCAUGUAGAGUAUGUGGGAAACAUUUUCGCCAGGUAUCACAACUUGUGGAACAUCAUAAAACUCACGCAAGAAAUGGUUUUCUCAUGGAACAUCUAGGAAUUCACUCAGGGUAGAAGCUAUCUUCAUGUGCAGUAUGUGGGCAGUGUUUUGAGUCUUGUAUCAUAUUAGACAACUCACCCAGCUGAGUCAUUGUAAUGUUCAGAUUAUAUGAAAAGUGGCAGGUGUGGAGCUCCAGAUCUGUGUGUAGGAUCUCCACAUCAGGAUGCCUUUUUGUGAUGUAUAAUUUUAUGGUGCUGUCGAGAGUUAGAAGAUCACAGCUGCUUUUUUCCAAAAACAAUGCCAUAUCUGUCCACAUGUUGUGUGUGGUAUUGUAGUUCUACCUUAUUCACUUUAAUAGAGCCAAGUUGCCAUACCAGACGCAACCCAUGAACAGGUGUGGCACUGUUUCUGAAAGAAAUCAGCCAUGUUUUCCAAAUUCUGUACAUUCUCUUUUAACCCUUUCCCACAAGAUGAUGACUUACAUAUAUGUCUUAGAAUGGCUACACGUUUUUUGUCCCACAUGGUGAAUGUUGUAAUAAAAGAUGAUCUAUAAUUGCUGUUUCCUUGAAUAAAUAAGUUAAUAAGUGAUUAAAAAGACAUGUACUGUACUAGUGAAACAAUAAU
This is a messenger RNA of Bufo bufo (common toad), 1664 nucleotides long. Its product is annotated as gastrula zinc finger protein XlCGF17.1-like. The coding region runs from base 59 to 1114 and encodes 351 amino acids. The record is from RefSeq and is a predicted model, not a curated record. Gene Ontology annotation, molecular function: DNA-binding transcription factor activity; RNA polymerase II cis-regulatory region sequence-specific DNA binding. Lineage: Eukaryota; Metazoa; Chordata; Amphibia; Anura; Bufonidae. The transcript is spliced from 2 exons. Gene Ontology annotation, biological process: regulation of transcription by RNA polymerase II.